UUACAUGAAUAACUUAUAGUUUUGUAUUUCCUGACAGCAGAAGACCUUAAUUAUUGAGUCAGGUGUAUAGUCCCAGUGUUAGGUACUCUACAUACCUGGCAUUCUGGUGACGUUUAUUGAGUAUUUGUGUUGUACGUGUGUGUGGUCAGGGAGAUCUAGUCACCAUGGUUAUGAUUGGUUGGAAAGCGUGACGUUAUUUUACAAAUCACUAACCUAACCUGGUGCUGUAUGUUGUUACCUUGCUGGAUCUGCAUUCUUAGAAAUAUUUCAUCAUAAGUGUGGAUGACGGUCGUUCUCAAACCGCUCGAGUGUGUGUGUGUGUGUGUGUUCGUCAAUGCUGAGGUGCGGUACGAUAUUUUGUAUGAGCCUGCAACACUCACGGGCCAUAUGAGUCAAGGCGCCAACCAACAGUGUUACCGAAAUUAUCUUACCUAGUGGACAUACACCUUCCUCUUCUGCCCUGUGUGUGUGUGUGUCUACUGAGGUAAUUUACAGAUCCGAACAAACGUGAACUACUAAUAUAAAAACAAAAAAAUUGAAACAAAGAAGAAAUAUCGAACGAAAACAGGAAAAACUCGAACACUAAUAAAUAUUGUAACUGAGGAAUGCCAACUACAGAAUCUGAACAGAGAUGUAAAGAAAGGAAGGAUAAGGUUAACAGAUAGAUACCAUGACGCGUGUUGACUCGAUUGAGAUGGACGCUGGCUACAAGGCAGUGAGGCGCGGCGACCAACCACCACUUCGAGGUCGCAAUCUUCAGGUGGCGGAGGAGUUCUGGAGCCGCCACGACCCUAGCCACUCCCGGAGCAUCCCCCUGACUGUGAUAAAGGAACGGCUCCUGCAGACGAAGGAGGCGGACGAUAUGCCCAACGGCCUAGUGUUGCAGCUCCUUCGUCAGGCUGACAGGAACCACGACGGCUACAUCACAUACGAAGAAUUCAUGCAAUACGCUGAGUCGUCGUCAAAACACUCCAGCGCGAGGGAAACAUUUAACAGGGCGACCCUCAGUGUAGUGCCCCGGGGUGAGAGGACUGUGGAAAAGAGGAGCUACCUGCAGGAGUACAAGUGUUGUCCUCCUGCCCUCUUCAUGAUCACCGCCUCUCUUAUCGAGAUCGCGGUGUUCGUCUAUUACUGCAUAGACAUGGAUGUUCCUGGGACACCCAAUGGACCCCCGCCCGUCUACUCUCCUCUCAUCUAUAACCCGUUUAAGCGGUUCGAGGCCUGGCGCUACCUCACCUACGCUCUUAUACACUCUGGGUAUAUGCACCUGGUGAUGCAGGUGUUUUUGGGGCUGCUACUGGAACUGGUACACGGGUGGUGGCGGGUCGGGCUCAUCUACAUGGCAGGGGUGCUGGCUGGCUCCCUCUCUCACUCGAUCUCGGCUCCCAAGAUGUACGUGGCCGGGGCGUCUGGCGGGGUGUAUGCCAUCACCUACUCACACGUCGGCAACCUCCUGAUGAACUGGUCCGAGAUGGAGUUUAGGUGGAUCCAGUUGGUGUUGUGUUUAACCCUCACCAUCGCUGAUGUCGCUUACGCCUUAUGGGACUCUUACGGCAGCUCCAACCCCUCUAACACUGGCCACAUGGCUCAUCUGGGAGGAGCCAUCGCCGGGAUGUUAGUAGGAAUCAACAUCCUGAGGAACCUGAAGAGGAGGAGGUGGGAGAAGUUCCUGUGGUGGGUUGCGUUCUUUGUGUACUUGGCGAUGGUGGUGACAGGCAUCGUCCUCAACUGCGUUCUUCCUGUCCCGGAUUUCUUCCCUGAUAAUGACUAUACUGAAGAGGCAUCGUUGAAGGACCUCUUCCUCAAUAGUUUGCCCAAGUAGCUCAGAUGAUGAUGAUAAUGAUGAUGAUGAUGGAGAUAUUCGAGUACCUGUAGAUUUUAUAUCCUCAGUAAUUAAUUGUCUUCUGGGUGCGUGAAGCCCCAGCAGACUCCAUAGCCUUUUAAGUGUCUUGAAAACAAAGGAACACAGUCUUGGUAUUUAUAGGUCCUGGCAGCUAUACACAAUGCCUUUAAGUGUAUAAGAGUGAUCACGAUAACUAUAAACGACAUGACGACCUACUCGUGUUGAGUUUGUUUUGGUAAUGAUGAUAUAAUAUUUUUAUCUCUGUUGAAAAGAUUAAUUUAAUGUUCUUGAGACACUUGAUGUCAUAAGAGACUGUGGAGGCGAGUGACCUGAACUGUACGAGUGUUUGGUGAUAUUUUAGAGUUUCAGUUUAUUAACAAUUCAGAAUAUUAUGUGAGGUGAGCCAGGAACAGAACACCCAAUACUUUAUCAGUUAUAAUCCGUCCCUUCUGUGUAUAUUCUUCCCUAUAUGAACCAUUUUUUUUUUACUAGUUGACUAACCCAGAGACUCAAGUAAUAUAAUAGUAUGGUGGAAUAUGUGUUUGAAGGCCAGUGAUUCUUGUCCGUCCUGGGAAUUUUAAGUCAUUUUUCCAGUUCAGGUCUCAUGCAGGAGGAAGACUUGAGCGUAGGAUUAAGUCUCUCUCUCUCUCUCUCUCUCUCUCUCUCUCUCUCUCACCAGUGUUACCUAUGAGAUAAUAUUUACUUCCGUGAUACUCCGGUUAGCAUUAGUAAGAGUCAAAACAGAGGCAUUAAGAAAUAGAUAAAGCUUUGUGAAGAUGAACUUGUUUUCAGUAUUAACUCUCCGUGAUGUUUGUGUGUGUUAGUAUAGCUUGUUCUGUGUUGGUGUUGUUUGUGAAGGUUUGUUCUCCACCUGAUAAAACACAGGUGUAUGUGCUAGUUGGCCCUGAUUGGUUUGAUGGACCUAAGUAUUAUUAAGCCCAGUAUUAAUGGGCCCCAGUACUAGCGGGUGACAGUAUUAAUGGGCCCCAGUACUAGCGGGUGCCCUUGUACUAACGGGCCCCAGUACUAAGUUCAGUUAAUCUAGCUAUUAAAAUUAGGGCCCAAUUCCGAUAAACACAACCUAACCUAACUAGCAGGAUUGGGAGCCCAGUUUUCGUAAUAUGCAACCCUAAAGAGCCCUAGAUAUAAUAGGCUCCAAAACCAAUGAGGCCCCUAGUCUGACUGUACCCUUGUCCUGAUAGGCCCCAAUACUAAAGAUGGGGGCUAAUGUGACCUAUAACAACCACUGAGCGAUAAUAAGUAACUGUAUCGAUAAAUAAUAUAUAAGUUCAUGAUAUAUAACUCUGUCAACCAUUUAAGGGUAUCGUGUGUAUGUAUAGACGAUUGAAUAAACGACAGAAACUUAUGGUGUCUGCAGAGUAAAACAAAAUCAUAACGAUAUGAAUUAAUAAAUGCUUUUAACUUCUC
This is a messenger RNA of Homarus americanus (American lobster), 3271 nucleotides long. Its product is annotated as rhomboid-related protein 2-like. Gene Ontology annotation, cellular component: membrane. Gene Ontology annotation, molecular function: calcium ion binding; serine-type endopeptidase activity. The coding region runs from base 671 to 1822 and encodes 383 amino acids. The record is from RefSeq and is a predicted model, not a curated record. NCBI's taxonomy places the organism in Eukaryota, Metazoa, Arthropoda, Malacostraca, Decapoda, Nephropidae. The transcript is spliced from 8 exons.